AAGCCUACGUUUGUGUGUUCCCGCAUUUUCCUAAUCUUUGUCAGUCGUUUCAGUGGAGGGUGAUGACUGCAAGAGGUAACAACUGUUUCCAUAGUCCUGAGGACUAAUGGUAACCUGAUAAGAAAGACCUCACCCAAAACCAGAAACAGGCCUGCAUCUUCCUUCCUAAACAACCAAACAAAUAGAAGCUUUGCCACUUUAGUGACUGAUACAGAAAAGAUAAGAGAUAUUUUCUUCCUCCUCCAUCAUGCCCCAAAUUCCAUUAACAUAGCACCACUUUUGGUGGAAGAGAAAGAAACCAUCAAUUUUAGUGGAGGAGAGAGGAAAUCACCAAAUCAGGAGGAGAGAGAAACCCACCAGAGAAAAUGGCGACAUCGAUGACGGGUUCGGCUGCGAUUUCUGGCCUAGGCCGCCUCAUAACUUGUAGAGAGAGGACAGCUUUCAAAGACAGAACCACUCGAUUAAGGUGGUGUGGGUCAGUUGGAAAUGGAGGAAACAUCAUAUGGGGUAGGCAACUAAGGCCUGAAUUCCUAUUAGAGAAGCCCUUAUUGCCAGAGAAAGUCUCUGGAAAGCGCCACCAGGUGAUAAAAGCUGCAGCUUCUGAGAGCUCUUCCUCAGGACAAGGGGAGGUGGCUGCUCCUGUUGCGUUUGUGGACAAGUAUCCGGCUUUGGUCACUGGUUUCUUCUUCUUCAUGUGGUACUUCCUCAAUGUGAUCUUCAACAUACUCAAUAAGAAGAUCUACAAUUAUUUCCCCUAUCCUUACUUUGUUUCUGUGAUACACUUGUUUGUGGGUGUGGUGUAUUGUGCGGCCAGCUGGACAGUUGGUCUUCCAAAGCGCGCACCGAUAGACUCCAAAUUGUUGAAGUUGCUGAUCCCUGUUGCGGUGUGCCAUGCGCUCGGCCACGUCACCUCCAACGUUUCUUUUGCAGCUGUUGCAGUUUCUUUCACUCACACCAUUAAAGCUUUGGAGCCGUUCUUUAAUGCAGCAGCAUCUCAAUUUGUGUUGGGUCAGCAGAUCCCCUUAUCCCUUUGGCUCUCUCUCGCUCCUGUGGUCCUUGGUGUGUCCAUGGCAUCUCUUACAGAGCUAUCCUUCAAUUGGACCGGGUUCAUCAGCGCGAUGAUAUCUAACAUUUCCUUCACAUAUAGGAGCAUUUAUUCCAAGAAAGCUAUGACAGAUAUGGACAGCACCAAUCUCUAUGCCUACAUUUCUAUAAUUGCUCUUAUAGUUUGUAUUCCUCCGGCCCUCAUCGUGGAGGGGCCUCAAUUGAUCAAGCAUGGAUUUGCUGAUGCCAUUACAAAGGUGGGGCUACAAAAGUUCGUUUGGGAUCUCUUCUGGGUCGGCAUGUUCUAUCACCUCUACAAUCAGCUGGCUACCAACACAUUGGAGAGGGUGGCACCCCUCACUCAUGCUGUCGGAAAUGUGUUGAAGCGUGUCUUCGUGAUCGGCUUCUCCAUCUUGGUCUUCGGGAACAAGAUUUCUCUCCAGACUGGCAUUGGAACAGUCAUUGCCAUUGCAGGUGUCGCAAUUUACUCUUUCAUCAAGGCUAAGAUGGAAGAAGAAAAAAGGGCUUUGCAGCAAAAGACUGCAUAAAAUGGUGAUGUGGGCUACAAUCUGAGCUGAUGAUUCAGAAAUUCUAUCAUCUUCGACCUCCAAUAUCGUUUAAGUCUGCAGCAUUGCCCAUGCAAUGAUCAUCCAACCUCACUUUCCACAUCACAAAAUCCCAUUUUAACAGGAAAGAAUGGCUCCAUUCUUGGACUCAAUAAAAUCCUUGAACUUUAAGUUAGAUUCAACGAUGGUUUUUAAGGCUUGAACUCGGAUUAUGAAUGUAAAAAAUUGCUGGUUUAAUUAUCUCAAAAUAAUUGGAAAUGAAAUUUCUUUUUUGA
This is a messenger RNA of Amborella trichopoda, 1885 nucleotides long. It is a transcript of the gene APE2, whose product is annotated as Glucose-6-phosphate/phosphate translocator-like protein. Gene Ontology annotation, biological process: transmembrane transport. NCBI's taxonomy places the organism in Eukaryota, Viridiplantae, Streptophyta, Magnoliopsida, Amborellales, Amborellaceae. Gene Ontology annotation, molecular function: transmembrane transporter activity. The record is from RefSeq and is a predicted model, not a curated record. Gene Ontology annotation, cellular component: membrane.